Molecule: messenger RNA, 3885 nt
Organism: Symbiodinium necroappetens
Lineage: Eukaryota; Dinophyceae; Suessiales; Symbiodiniaceae
Source: the annotation of a GenBank genome assembly
AUGCGGCUGGACUCGCGGUGGCCCGCCCGGGCCCAUGCCGUUUUUGUUCUGUCAACUUUCAUGCUUGGUGAGACGACCCUUUCUGGCAACUGCCAAAUCGAGCUUCCGUACACAAUGCGGGCAUCGGAGAAGAGCACCUGCCAUGCAGCUUUGUCAUCUGUCCAAGCGGCCAUCACAGCAAAGGCAGUUUUUGCCCAGAUCCAGACGAACUACACGUUCAUCAACACCUUGAAAGACUCGCUGGACGAGCCAGAGCUUGUAUUGCCGUUGCCCAAGACGGCUAUUCUUCAGGGUUUUGCAGUGCAUGGGCAUGGGAACGGCUUGGCCGGCGACGUGGUGCUGAAGUCGGACGUUGUUCUGCCCGCAAAAUGUCCAAGCGGAGACAGUUUCAGCUUCUACCAAGCAGCCCUCCAAGGCCCCAGAUACAGGGUGCCGUUGGCAUCAAACAUGCAGUCCAUGCAGCCUGGUUCACAGGUCGUGCUUCAGAUUGACUACGUCAUGCAGUUAAAGACAAAGCAGAGACCGGGCUUCGGCCACACAUUUGCAUUGCAAGUACCUCUGCCAGCGGGUACGAGCAAGGACGCCCGGUCACUGUCGGGCUCUGGCCCGGCAGUCUCUGUCGAACUUGUAGGGGAGAGCAUGGAGUUGGAAGUGGAUGUGGCCGCCACCACGCCUGGUGUAGUGGUAAAGCGCUGCCCGACAGGAGUUUCGAACUGUUACAAGGUGGAGUCACCUGUUUUGCAAGAUGUAGCGCUCGAGAUUGCCAUGCCCAAGCGAGGACAAACUCAGGCGAAUCUAUACAGUCCUUUGACGCCUCUUCUCACCUUGCAGAAGCACCCCGCCACCGGCCAGGUUGCUGCAGCGCUGUGGCUGCCACCGGCUCUCGAUCUAGGCGAGGGUUCAAUGUUUGAGGUGUUCAUGGUGGUGGACGCGUCUGCGACCAUGCGUGGGCCACGCUUGGGGCGAGUACAGCAAGCACUGCGCUUUUUGCUGCGCAGCUUGCCCCGCGGCACGCGGAUGAACAUCAUCGGACACGAUGCGAACAAGCCCUUGGAGCCAAUGUUCGAAGAGAGCCGGAGGGUAGACGAGAAGACUUUCCAGGAGGUCAACCAGCAUCUGGCUCGGGAACCUGCAGCUCUGUCCACCUCCAGCUCCGAACCGCAAUCGGCCGAAGCUGUGCUUGGCGCCGUUUUCGACGUUGAGCGCCCGAUAUCCACACAACUUCGAGUACUUCUCAUCACGGACCGGCAUCCUCCAGAUCCGCAAAGAGCCAUUCAGCUGGUGGAGCAAAGCUGUUUGGAGGACUGCCGGCUCUUCUCGGCGGGCCUCGGAUGGAGCGCUUCCCCGAUCUUCGUCGAAGAUCUCGCAAAAGUGGGUGGAGGCAGCUUCUCUUACGUUGCAGAGCGCGAUUUCAAGCUCGGUUUGGAAAAGGCAUUGCUUUCUCAUCUCCUGGAUGGUUUGGUGCCUGUCAUUCGAGAUGUCCAUGUGAGCUGGGGAUCCUUAUUUGGUGCAAGUCUGCAGUUGAGUCUAGACCUGAGCGAGAUGGAUUUCAACAGUCGGCUGUUGUCCAUCGCGCUCAUAAACCCCUCGACCGAUGAAGGUGAGUUAGACCUGAGCAAGCUGAAGCAUCUUGACAUCCAAGCGGUUGUGGGAGGAGUUCAUAGAUCAAUGACAGCUUUUCAGCUCGGUAUGUCGAUGUCAACAGCCCUGCAUGCGGCUGGAGUAUCGCUUUUUGCCGAAGAUGCUCGAGAGAGUCCCCAGGGCUUGCCCGAAACCGUGCAAGAGGCUGCGCUUAUGCACCGAGUGGCGACCAGUGCGACGCAGUGGGUCUUCAAACCUUCCCAGGUGCAACAGGCGGUGCUAUGCGAGGGUCUGCCAGACUCCCCAGCGGCUUUAUCUUCUGCAUCAGACACCUCGAACCAGCGGGGCACGUUCACAUCGGGCCAGGACAGAAAGGAAAGCAUGCGGCAAAACCUGCUCUCUACCAGAGAGCGGCAGCAAGCCCCUCUCAAGCAAUUGGGCGAGAAGCUCUCCGCACUAGAUUUCGGAAGACUUGCUCUCAGUCUUUCCUUGCAGGACGACGGGGUCAACCAGAGAUUCAAGUCCUUUGGGAAGGCUGACUCUCAUGAAAAGCUCUCGGAGCGAAUGGAUGACUGGUUCAGGCCACGAUCCUCGAUGUUCUCAGUGCGUGGAUUCUCGCGUGCCGGUUCUGCUUUGUCCAUUAUGCCCGGAGGUUCACUGGGUCCCACUGGAACCACUGGAAACAAACACCCUUCGAGUAAUUGGCCUGGGGAUCUCUCUGAUGAGACCUGGCCAUUCCGUCAUGGCAGCGACAAAGACUUCUUAGCCGGGCACUUUGAGGACGUGAACAAAGGCCCCAAAGGCUCGAAGACCGCAGCAAGCUCCGGGUCAGAGCUUGUCACCCGCAACACGCCGUCGGGUCGUGCGAAGAAGGCUGCAGGUGUCGUCUCGCGCCUUUCUGUCCUGGACUUCUCCAUGCUUGGACAGCGACUGUCUUUACAGGGACUGCCGGGCUCGCGAGCACAAAGGAGUGUUCACUCGCGCUUAGAGUCGCUCUCGCUCUUUGACUCCAUGAUGGUGGGUUCAGGAGGUUCCUCAGCGUCCACUGGACGCAAGGACCCCUUCAAGAGUCGGAGCCAGGCACUGUCACUCCGAAGCCAUAUUGCAAUUUCCAAAAUUGGAGCUUCCCCAUCAAAGCAUUCGUCCUCGUGGGCAAAGCUUUCUGCAACAGGCGUCUUUACGUUGGCAUCAGAGCUGUCCAUCCGCAGACCAGAGAAGAGCUUCAGUAGAAGCAGAGGGUCCGGGCCAUCUUACGCGAGCUUCGCAGACUUGGCGGGGCAAGCCCACGAAGCUGCAAAUGCAAGGGCCGGCGAGGCCGGUGGACAGCUCCUUUCGGAUUCUUCCGUGCCAGCAGCUGCAGCAGAGAAGGAGGCCGAAGAGCCCUGGGCCCUGCAUGGAUGGAUUAGCAUCGAAGUCGCAGGUGGCAUCCUGCAAGGAGUCUGCCCGGUGAGAUAUACAAGUGAGGCAUGCUCUGAUGAAUCUGAGCAGGUCACAAUUCAUUGGAGACCUGGGCGAAAUGCCAGCCGCCGGAUGGUGCAGGUUUAUCUGACAACUGUGCCGCUGAUAUCCAUCAGCCAAUCCAUUCGCCUCGGUGAGGUGUCUUUUCCGAGUGCUUCGGACUCUUCGGACCCCCUGUCGCCGGAGCUCUUGAUUGGAUUCCAGGUCUCCAGAGCCUGUGAAGUUACUGUCCGAAGCAUGCAGGCAUCAGGCAAGCACCUUCACAAGUUGAUGAUGACUGCGAAUCUGGUCGCUGCUGCACCACAACAUUUCCAGGGAGCACCCCUGCAAGGCCCUCAGCCACUCGAGCUGAAUACUGGGAUUGGAGAGGCCUUGGUGAACCGACUGGGGGCUGUGCGACGAGGCUUUCCGACCAUGAGCAUAGCGAAAGCAAAGGCAGCUUAUGCAUCGCACGGUGCAGCAGGCUCUGCUGCAGAGCUGGCAGCUUGCCAUGCCAUUAUUUUCGCACAAACCUUUCAAGGAUACUUUGUGCUCGAACGUGCCGCUUUGGAGACGAUAGGGCUGAGUUGGGAUCACCUCCAGCUGCUGGCAUCUUUAUGGACAAUGAGCGCGCCGGUCGGAGCGGAGGUUGCGCACACAACCUUCGCCUUGAAUGUGCUAACGGAAUCUUUCCAAGAGGUGCAAGCCUCAUGGUAUCUGGCCGCUCGCCGUGCCGAAGCUUGGCUCAAGCAGCAAGUAGCAGGCCUUUCCUUGCCAGGCUGCCGAAAUGUAGUUUCUUGCUUCGAGACGGCCAGGAUAUUUGCGGUCAGAGAACGCCAGGAAAACAGAGCCAGUAGCCAGCGGUAG